AUGAAAAGCCAGCCGCUUGGAAGGCCUCGGUCUGUUCGCGCUCCCCGUGCCAACAACGCCGUCGCUAUCGAUGACCUUCCUGCAUUAGCACCCAGUCCAUUCAGCAAAGAGCAACUAGAUUUGCUGAACAAAUUGAUCGGAAAACCACCUGAUCUGGCUGUUCUCGACCCCAUCAACGGCUUGCUCGCGCAUCAAUGUACGUUCCAUUAUGCCUUCACAGUCAAUCUAGGAUCCUUCGAUCAGUGGAUCAUCAAUUUCGGCACUUCUCAUCACAUGACUGGGGAUGUCUCCCUUCUCUAUGACUAUAUGUCGUGCGGAGACAACUUCACCAUCCGCGUUCCCGAUGGCUCCGUCUUCAAAGUCAUAGGCUUAGGCUCCGUGCGCAUCACCCAAAAUAUCCUACUCCGGAUGCGGACUCAGACGACGAUUGACAAUGCUGAGAUGUGCUCGAGUCUCUAUGUCUUCUAUGAUCUAUUUGGUGGCGGCGCAUGGCGCCGCAUUUCUUUCUUAUGCGGACAAAGGGUUGAAGCUAUAACCAUAAGGCAGUGGCGCAGCAGCCCACACUCUACUCCUUUGUCCAAGAAUUUAGAAAUUAGUUGCAAUGUCACCUACUCGAAUUGGUAUCGAUUUCAGCGGGUCGCCGCUCAGAGUUGGUGGGCUCCUCCUCGGCAAAUACAUAGUUGUCGGAGGGACAAAGGGUCUAAAUCUGACGGGGGAAAGCGCUUCGCCGUCACGGCCGCCUACAUCGAGAAGGAGAGGCCGGAAAAGGAGACGACGCUCGCCAUCAUUUCAACCACCGGCGGCUUUCUCGACGUCAGCGUCAUCAACAUAAGGGUCAAUGAUGCCCGAAGUAUGAACUAUCACCUCAUCCUCAGAGAUCACAAGUUUCACAGUGAGCCGAUCGACUUCGAUGAGAAGAAGGAAAGUUCUCGCGGCGGGCUUGUUGGAGCGGUGGUAAAGACGCUUGUUUUCGAACCAUUUGAGAAGGCUUUCCAAGUUCUGGAGAAUAUUUUGAUUUCUCUGCACAUCGGAGAGGCAAAGGUGGACAAGUUGGUGUACGUCGGGAAAGCGUCGAAGUCGGAAAAACUGAGAGAGGCGGCAAAUAAGAGCUUUCCCCACGCUGGGGAGUGGGAAGGCAUAGAUGAUCCUGAGGAGGUGGCGGCCCAUGGCGCCGCAUUUCUUUCUUACGAUGACAAAAGGUUGCCGGUAUCCCUGCCAGGCAGCAUCGCAGACGUGGGCCCAUGAAAUAAAAUAAGGCGGGUGCGUCCCUUAUAUAUAUAAAUAUAUAUUCAAAUAAAUAAAAGCUCUCUGCCGUUAAAAAAUAGCGUGGAUGAUAGGAAAAAAUAUUGCAUUCGGAGUCCCGACACGUAUAGAGGGAAUGAGCGGAGCUUUCAACUCCGCUGUAUCAUGUCUGUUAUCUAGACUCAGUUUAAGUACGGACUCCGGGCGCAAGCAUAAUCUUUCUUUCCUCUCCACGGAGAGAAUAUGAUGAUGUGUAUGGGUAUAUGCAUAAAUAUGUAUGUGAUGAUGUCUGUGUGUGUAAAAAAAUAUAAAUGUGUGUUUUGAAAUAAAUCAAAGCCCGUUAUGGCAUGA
Phalaenopsis equestris is the source of this 1593-nucleotide messenger RNA. RefSeq lists its product as uncharacterized. NCBI's taxonomy places the organism in Eukaryota, Viridiplantae, Streptophyta, Magnoliopsida, Asparagales, Orchidaceae. The transcript is spliced from 5 exons. The coding region runs from base 1 to 1245 and encodes 414 amino acids. The record is from RefSeq and is a predicted model, not a curated record.